AUGCACAAUCCCACCGGCCUCUUCAACAAGAUCAAGCCUCUCUGCACUGCUCUAUUUAAAUCACACGCUCCCACGGAUGUCCUUGCUGCCCUUUAUCGAAUUCUCAAGGAUGCCCCACCCACCGCAUUUACACCUUCGCUCAUCGAGUAUACAUUCUUCCCCAUAUCUCAUCUCUUGCGAAAGCCCCCCAUUCCCAAUCACCUACUGGAACAGAUCUUUCUCUGCUUGAGUGUGCUGUCUGCCCACUGGGACCUCUCCGACUCUCCGGGUGUAUGGACCCAACUCGUCGUGCUCUGCAACCUUGCACAAGGAAGAGACGAGGAAACAUGCUAUGCCGCAGCUCUCACUUUACGUGCCCUCUUCCAACCCGAUCCAAAUGAUCUCGAUCCCAAAAUAAUCCCUGUUCUUGGAAACACACUCGAUACCAUAUUGGACUAUACAUUGUCCCCUAAUCACUCGCUCCAAGUCGUAUCGCUCGAGGUCUUGCAUAGGAUAAUCAACGCGUAUUUCCCAUCUUCCCAUAUCCCUGCGGUCGUCCCAGGUGUCGUCUCCAAAAUGGUCCGUGUGGCAAUGGGCGACAAGGCCACCUCCCAAGUCAUCACCCUCGCUCUCAAAGUAUUGGAAGAUAUCCUGGAAAGGGGAGUAGGCGAUCAAGUGUGCAUUCAAUCCGGGGCGCUUCGCGAUUACACCUCUUUGGACGAUCUGGUGUCUUCCCCUUCUCCUCCCUCUUCCUCUGCCCAAUCCAUAGAACCACAGAGAACACCGACAUGGCUCAACGCGACUAGCCCCCAAGUCCACGUCUCCCUCGUCUCCCUCUCCCCGCUCGCUUCAAACCCAAACCCCCUCACCCGACUCGCGCUCGUCAAUCUCUGUGCAAAACUCGCCCAAACCUGCGCCCAAAGUCUGGAAAACACGCAACCGGUGCUCGUCACGCAUCUACUACUCCUUGCCUAUCCGGCUCUACAGGGUCCCACACCGACGCCCCCGGAAGACGCCCAGCGCGCAUUGGAGAGUCUAAGUUGGGUCAAUGUCCAAGUUGUAGCUGGAAUCGUCUCGCGUGCGCUCUCGCUCCUCCCGCACCGGCUCUCGCAGGUACACGAGUCCACAGCAUCGAGUCUUGCCCGACAACUCGUCUCGGCGUGCCAUGUCUUGCCUGCGUCCACAAUUGGAGCGUUGCUCGGUCCCGGUGGGGGCGUCGAGAAAUGGGGCGCGAUGUUGCUCUCGGUUGUGCGGUUUGAAGUUGGGGAAAGGCGGGUUGUCCCCUUGGUCGCUUUGGAUGCGGGGCAGGUGGUUGAAGAGGAGGAUGAGUCGGGGGUGUUUACGCUCCAGGGUUUGGAUACGAUGGCUACCCGCCAUAUCUCGUCUGUCUUUACUGCGCUGGGUAAGAAAGCGGGGGACCAAGGUGUUUAUGCCAUCGAAUGGUUCGUAGGCGCCGGUGUAGGAGGGAGCGUUGCGGGACUAUGGUGUGCACUUUGGUUGCUCCGCGGUCAAUAUCAGGAACAGGUCCAGUCUCGCAAGGGGCCAAGUAAACGACUUGUCAAGGCCACGAAAUGGAUUGCCAAGACGCUGAGCGAGAUGUGGGACGAUCGGUUUUUGCCCCCUUCUCCUGAUCCUGCUUCGGGCGCAGAGGAAGCCGGGCAGGAAAGGGAGAGGCUCGAAGUGACCGAGUACGUCAAGGGGUUGAAUCCGUUGACGACUCUUUUGGAUCGUCCUUUUGCGAAUUCGACGGUGCGGAGCGCGAGACUGGAAGAAACGAGAAACGUGCAUGCGCACCUUGCAAUACGACUCAUUGCCACAUGCCACACCAUCCUUGCGCGUAUUCCAACGACCACACUCUCGACCCAGACCUACCCCGCAACGCACACGACAAACCCGUCCGUGACGCUCUUGCAAUACACCAUCUACCCGCUGCUCGUCGAGAACAAGGGGCUGGGCGAGGUCAGUACGGCCCUGGGGUACGCGAGCGUGGAGAAUAUGUUGCUUGCGAAUUUCGAUUAUGCGUUGGAGAGCGUUGCGAGGCGUGUCUCGGUGUUUGGGGUGUAUGCCGCUGGGGUGUAUCGGUAUUCUGCCCCAGCGUCCUCUGUUCCGGAGUCAAUGUCGCCUAUUGUCGCCUCGGGUCCAUCCGUGUCGAUCCAGGCCCUCGAAACGCUACGCACGCUCGUGCGUCUCGUUGGAUCUCAAAUUGUUUCGCGUGCGUCGGAUGUGUUGGACGAGUGCUUUGAUAGGUUGGAUGAUUUCCAUGGGUACGAAGUUGUUGUUGGUGCUCUUGUGGGCGUCUUGGCCGAGGUUGUGAAUGUUGUUGGGAAAGAGGACGAUGGGACUGCCCGGGACCAUGAGCGGGAGACUGGACACGGGGAGGAAAAUGCGCAAGGGCAAGAGCAAGUGUGGGAGGGGUUUUUGAAGUGGUGGAAAGAUAGAGGCAAGGAGCGAGAAGAGUGGGAGUUUGAUCUAGGCGAGGACGACAAGGGCAAGGACAAGGACAAGGACAAGAACGAGGGCGAGGACGAUGAGGAACCAAUGUCCUCGGACCCUCCGCCGCUCCCACCCACCCAAUCCCUCACGCGCCAAAUCAUCUCCCGAUGCACGUACUUUCUAACCCACCCAUCCCCCUACAUCCGCGCCCAAAUCUUGACCCUGCUCACCACCGCAGCGCCCACCUUGCGCGCCUCGGCUCUCCUCCCCACCAUCCACGCCUCGUGGCCGUUUAUCCUGAACCGGAUGGGGGACAGCCAAGUAUGGGUCGUCAAAGCGUGCGUCGGGCUGAUCGAGACCCUCGUCGAGUGUGUGGGCGAUUUCAUGGCGCGGAGGGUAUGGGAGGACGUCUGGCCGCGGUUCGAAAAGAUGUUGAGUGCCCAGGCGGAUCGGACUAUUGCGAGACGGUCAGGCCCUGUGCGUGCGUACGGGUCGUAUGAGACGUAUGGAGCGCGGGCGCUUUCGGAUGUGCAUGUAUCGAUCUUGCGUACGUUGGCCAAGGCGGUUGAGCAUGUUGAGCCCUCUGAUCAGGCGGUUUGGACACUCUUGCUUCUUGCCCGCCGGUUUCUUUCGAGACGCGUUAAAGGAAGAGGGUGGGGAGAGCGAAAACAAGAGGUUUAUGAAGCGGCUGUGGGGAUGUAUAAAGCUGUGGGGAAGAGGAAUCCAGAUGUUGUGUGGUUGGUUUUGGAGGGCACCAAGGGAGGCGAGGGGUUACCUAGGUUUUUAAAGUGGGAUGGAGAGGAGGAUGUGCAAGAGGGUGUGGAAGAGGUUUUGAAUUCGUUGGAUUGA
Molecule: messenger RNA, 3261 nt
Organism: Rhizoctonia solani
Lineage: Eukaryota; Fungi; Basidiomycota; Agaricomycetes; Cantharellales; Ceratobasidiaceae
Product: HEAT repeat protein
Exons: 2
Coding region: 1-3261 (1086 amino acids)
Biological process (GO): chromatin remodeling
Cellular component (GO): cytoplasm
Source: RefSeq, a predicted model, not a curated record